Molecule: messenger RNA, 2209 nt
Organism: Trametes versicolor FP-101664 SS1
Lineage: Eukaryota; Fungi; Basidiomycota; Agaricomycetes; Polyporales; Polyporaceae
Product: subtilisin-like protein
Exons: 9
Coding region: 35-1933 (632 amino acids)
Biological process (GO): proteolysis
Molecular function (GO): tripeptidyl-peptidase activity; serine-type endopeptidase activity
Source: RefSeq, a predicted model, not a curated record
CUUACACUCCGGAUCCCUCCAGGCUCGUCCUAGGAUGCUGCUCAACGGCUUCUUCGCCCUCGGCGUCGCCUCACUCGCGCUCGCAGCGCGCCCCGUCAGGCGGGUCGCGCACGAGACGCGUCGCUCUCUGCCCACAGGAUGGACCCCCAUUCGCCGCGCAGAGCCCGACCGCGUCCUCCCGCUCAGCGUCGGGCUCGUACAGUCGAACCUCGAGAACCUCGAGGCAUACCUCCUGGACGUCUCCCACCCGGACUCGCCCAACUACGGCCAGCACUGGACGCCCGCGCGCGUCGCGGACACGUUCCGCCCGUCCCCGGCGUCCGUCGACGCCGUGCGCACGUGGCUGGUCGAAGACGGGCAGAUUGGCGUCGACCGGAUCGCGCUCAGCGGGAGCGGCGCGUGGCUCGUCGCGAACGUGACCGUGGACGAGGCCGAGCAGCUCCUCGGGACGGAGUACUAUGUUUACCAGCACGAGGAGGACGGGCGCGAGCACCUCGCGUGCCACCAGGGCUACCACCUGCCCGAGCACGUCUCCAAGCACGUCGACCUCAUCACGCCUACGCUCCAUUUCGACACGAAGGUGACGAGGCACGGGAGCGCUGAGCCCGCGCCGGCCCUGGGCAGCGCGAAAAAUAUUGGGAAGGUCGCCGGCCCGCAAGUAGGAGGCGUCGUACAUAACUUCUUCAGUGACUUGGAGACCUGCGACCAAGCGAUCACGCUCGCGUGCCUCCGCGUUCUUUACGACUUUGUGUACACACCAAUCGCACCUCAAAAGAACACGAUCGGCGUUGUCGAAUAUACCCCGCAAUCUCACAACGCGACUGACUUUGACGUCUUCUUCGCGAACUACUCCAAGAGCCAGAUCGGCGAGCGUCCGAGGCUCGUCCCCAUUGAUGGAGGUGUCCUCGUCCCAGGCGGUGAUGCCGCAGAGUCCAGCCUGGAUCUGCAAUACGUGCUCGGCCUGAUCGGAAGCAAGAAACAAGAGGUGCAGCUGUACCAGGUCGGCGACACAGUCGAAGGCGCUUCGUUUAACAACCUGCUUGACGGCCUUGACAAGGACUUCUGCACAACCGGCGGUGGCGACGAUCCGACUCAGGACGGCAUCUACCCGGACACCGCCGCAGGCGGCUACAAGGGCGAAGACUGCGGUACUGUGAAGCCGGCGCACAUCAUCUCGACGUCGUACGGAUACCAGGAGGCCGACCUUACCCCGGCGUACAUGCAGCGCCAGUGCGCCGAGUACGGAAAGAUCAGCCUGACGGGGGUCACUUUCGUCUACUCCUCUGGCGACGCGGGAGUCGGCGGCCGUCAAAACGUCUGCCUCAAUGAGAGCGGCGAACAGGUGGUUGGCGGGAAGAUCUUCAGCCCCACCUUCCCUGGUGGCUGCCCCUUCGUGACCUCUGUCGGCGCGACCCAGGUCGUACCCGGACACAAGGUAACUGAUCCGGAGAGUGCCGUCUUCCAGCGCUUCCCGUCAGGAGGCGGAUUCUCCAACGUCUUCCCCCGGGCGGACUUCCAGAAGGGCGCGGUGGCGAACUACCUCGAGAAGUUCCCGCCCGGCUACGCGCCCGGCAUCUUCAACACGACCGGACGCGCGCACCCCGACGUCUCCGCCAACGGCUUGAACUUCUCGGUCGCGAUCGACGGCCAGUUCAGGCUCGUCUCCGGGACGUCCGCGUCCGCGCCCGCUUUCGCGGCGAUCCUCUCCGCCGUCAACGACGCGCGCCUCGCCAUCGGUAAGAGCCCCGUCGGGUGGAUCAACCCUGCCGUCUACUCGUCCUUCUUUACCGGCGCGUUCAACGACAUCACGAACGGCUCGAACCCUAACUGCGGCACGCAGGGGUUCUUGGCGAAGCCGGGCUGGGACCCCGUCACGGGCCUGGGCACGCCGAACUUCCCUAAACUGCUCUCGCGAUUCUUGCUCCUGCCGUGAAUGGCUUGAAGCUAGAAGUCGCAUGGUGUAGAAGAAGCGGCUAUCGCUGCCUUGUAUCCGCGAACAACACUCCUCCGAUGAUCACAAUGUUAUAACCAUAUCGAGACUCUGACAGCUUCAACGAUCGUUCAUCGGACGCAUGAAGCAGACUGGUGUCUUGUUUUUCCUGGGACGUUCUGACCCUCGUAUGUGCAGUGAGCCAUGGGCGCUGCGUAGUACCUGAACGUGACCGUUCGUCCCGUAAAGCCUUCUCUUGAAGAUUAAACGACGCUUUCC